This is a messenger RNA of Arvicanthis niloticus (Nile rat), 3226 nucleotides long. The record is from RefSeq and is a predicted model, not a curated record. Lineage: Eukaryota; Metazoa; Chordata; Mammalia; Rodentia; Muridae.
AUGGCCAUCCCCAAGAGCCCUCUGAGCCCAGUACUCUGGGAACAGGAUAGCUUCCUUCAGGUGAAGGUGAAAGAGGAGGAAGAAGCUAGCCACUCCCAGAGCCAGGAAUCCAGCCCUAGCUUUACUGCCCACCCUGAGGCUGCACGCUUGCGCUUCAGGCACUUCCGCUAUGAGGAGGCAUCCAGCCCCCAUCAGGCUCUAGCCCAACUGCGAGAGCUAUGUUGCCAGUGGCUGAGGCCAGAGUCGUCCUCCAAAGAACAGAUGCUGGAGUUGCUGGUGCUGGAGCAGUUCCUGGGUGCACUGCCCCCUGAGAUCCAGGCCUGGGUGGGUGCUCAGUGCCCAAAGAGUGGAAAGGAGGCCGCCGUUCUGGUGGAGGAUAUGACUCAACUGCUGGACAGGAGAGGAUGGGAACCAGCAGUGGAAUGUGAAGAGGCAAGUUGCAAACAGAGCAAUAGUGAUAAAUCAGAGCCACCAGAAAUGGCCACUGAAACCAUCAUGGGAAGCAUUUCCCCAGAAGCUACCCUUGCCCACACUUGUCAACCUGAGAGCAGCUCAGAGAGCCAGCCAGAGCUCCUGGGAGAACUGUGGAUGAAGUCUACUGCCCAAGAGAUGGAUUUCAGAAAAGCUCUGGGGCCUCACAUGGAUGCUUCCAAAGACCAGCCUGUACAAGAGUCUGAUGCCUCAGGAAACAGUUCCAACAUGUGGCCCAACUUCCCUUCCCAAGACAAGGCUUCUUCUGAGGAGAAAUUUGGCCCAUUGCUUGAUAAUGAUACAGUGCCUCCAGAUACAUACUCAGAGAAGAAGGCCUCCAACAAUAGUGAAUGUAUGAAAACAUUCCAGAACACUUCAGCCCUGGAGACCCACCAGAAGAGCCAGUCUCAGAAGACCCCCUAUGCCUGUACUGAGUGCGGGAAGGUAUUCAGUCGGAGCACCCAUCUUGUCCAACACCAGGUUGUUCACACAGGAGCAAAGCCCCAUGCAUGUAAAGAGUGUGGUAAAGCCUUCAGUCGAGUUGCCCACCUGACACAGCACCAGAGGAUUCAUACUGGGGAGAAGCCCUAUAAAUGUGAGGAAUGUGGCAAAACCUUCAGCCGCAGCACCCACCUCACGCAGCAUCAGCGGGUGCACACAGGCGAGCGGCCCUACGAGUGUGAUACGUGCGGCAAAGCCUUCAGUCAGAGCACCCACCUGACACAGCACCAGCGCAUCCACACUGGGGAGAAGCCCUACAGGUGUGAUGUGUGUGGGAGAGCCUUCAGUGACUGUUCAGCUCUGGUCCGGCACCUGAGAGUCCACUCCGGAGAGAAGCCGUAUCAAUGUAAGGACUGCCCGAAGGCCUUCGCACAAAGCUCCUCCCUCAAUGAGCACCAGCGCACUCACACGGGUGAAAAGCCUUACAAAUGCAGUGACUGUGGGAAAGCUUUUAGCCGCAGCUCAGCUCUCAUGGUGCACCUAAAGAUCCAUGUCACCGUGACUCGAAGCACCCCUUAGGGUGCAGCACAGCCUCCCCGAGAGACUCAGCAUCUAAGACAUCCUGAAUGCCACAGGAGCCAAAAGCACCAGGGGUUGAUAAUUGUGCUGCUAGUGUCCACCGCGGGCAGAGUGGGGCCGUCUGGGAACACCUCUACAUUGGAGGCCCCACGGGAAGUCCCUUAAUGAACACAGAUUCAUACCAAUUGAUGACACUUCUAGAAGCUUCCUACUGUCCUCCAUCUCCCACUCAGGCUGGUCCCAGGGAGACGAUACUAGUGAACUAAUGAUCUGCAUUGUUUCUUGGAACCAGAGCAAGUAAAAGCGGGUGUCUUUCCAGGCUCAGAUGGCCCAAGAUCCUCAAGGCAGGAAGACUCAAGCUUCAGGUUCUCACAUGGCUACUGUUCUUGCCGGUACCUUUGAUGGUCAGCCUAGAAUGGCCCACUCUGUGCCUUUCACACCUGCUUCCCCACCAUUACUUUAUGCCUAACUCCAAGACAGACUUGUGAGGCUGCCUCUCCAUGCUAUCCCUCUCAUGUUCUCCCUGCUUUAAUCCACAGUGAUGCUUGACACUUGGCCAGUAUCUGUCUUCUCCCACGUCUUCCUUCCACAUCUCAUAGGCUCCAGCUCUGUGGAGUCACCUCAGGCUCAUCUCUAAUCUAGCUCCUCCUCCAGCAUCACCCCCUGUGAGCUCACCUUGCCUCCCACUGGAUUUUUAUCAGGGCUUUCCUUUUCUCAUCUCUUCCUGCCUUCAUUCCAUUCCCACCCACUUUCCUGGCGCAUCUUUUUCUGCUACCCAGCUCACAUUGAAUCAUUCCAUGACACAAUAUGUUGUCAGUGACUCACCUCUUCAACAAACAAGCAUGCCAGGAUACAUGUCACUUUGGCCCAAGCAAUUACUCUAAUUAUCCUCAAAUGUGUAUAUAAAUGUUGUCAUUUGUCUUUGAGCACAGUGUGUGAAAGUGAUUUCAAAGUGCUGGUCUGCCUGUUGGGCAAACUACUCUCCUUGUCUGUUGUCUUGUGUUUGCUCCAGACCUGGCCUCCUCUUGCCUCUUCCACUCCUCGUAGCCUCAGCUCCCACAUGCCAGCCAUUCGUUCCCCUACCUAUGUGCCUUUUUGUCUGUCCCUGGGACCCUGAGGCCUUCUUUCCUCUGUGUUGUCUCAGAUAUCCUCGAAAAGCUUCCCCAAACACUUUGACCUGACCUUACCUUGCCUGACACUCUUGCUGCUGGAGUACCCCACUAUUAACUGUCUUAAGCCUCUUACCAUGUCAUUGUGCUUGCACCUCUUACACAAUGCAUAGGCCAGCGCUCCCAAAGUAUUUUAUGCUGUGAACACAGUGCACAAGAUGCAGCAAACCCUUCCCGCUGUCUCUAGGAUGAGUGUAACCAAUACCUCCCCUAGGUAGUCACUGUCAUCCACCCCAUGUUUUCUUCAUAAAGUCAUUUAUGGAAGAGCCCCUGUGCCCAUGUAAGUCCAGCUGCAGUGGUCAAAACAAAACAUGGCCAUACCAAGCCUUCCUUGCCUCAGGUCCUAAAGCCCUGGGUACCAUAGACUUAAGGGAUGCCAGCACUCUGCCAAUCCUAAAGCCAUAUUCUGUUCACUUUGCCUGCCUUCGUUUCCUUCAGAAAGACAAUCCCUUAGCUCCUGUGCCGCCUGACUAACAUGGGUGACUUCACAAGGUUUUCUUUUCAGUCACUGAUCUAUGUGAGCUACUGUAUCCGUUAGCAUAAUACAUUUUGUUUUCCUGAACCUC